AUACCACGUUUCUUUCUCACCAGUAUUUAGGGCCUUCUGUUCCUCCAUAGUGCUUUUUCUCUUAACAUCUCUCCAACUUUCAGGUUUACAAUUUCUUCUUCUUCUUCUUUUUUUCAAUUUUCCUCACUCAAUCUUUACCUUUCUUCCUAACUUCUUUUAGCUUUAUAUUAAGCUUUUCUGUUAUCUCUUAGCAGUAGUUCGCUUUCCAUUUGAACUCUUUUUUCAUGCUUUUUUGUUUUCCUUCAAUCUUUAUAUUAAGGUUCCUUGAAUAUAGAGAAUUAGAGCUGUUUGGUCAAUACCCAUUUGAUAUAUAGAGCUUGGAAGGAUUUGGGUAUUCAAAUCUCUCUCUCUCUAUAUAGCCUUUUUUUUUUUUUUCCCUUGUGAACCAAUUUGUGAAAAGGUUUUAAAAUCAGGGUUUUAGCAAUGGAAAACAUUUCUGGUCUUAUUAAGGAAGAUGAUCAGAUGGAUUUGCCACCUGGAUUUAGAUUCCACCCUACCGAUGAAGAGCUAAUUUCUCACUAUCUUUAUAAAAAGGUUCUUGACAUCAAUUUCUCAUCUAGAGCUAUUGGAGAUGUGGAUUUGAACAAGUCUGAACCCUGGGAAUUGCCAUGGAAAGCAAAAAUGGGAGAGAAAGAAUGGUACUUUUUUUGUGUAAGAGACAGAAAGUACCCAACUGGUUUGAGGACAAACAGAGCUACUGAAGCUGGCUACUGGAAAGCCACAGGAAAAGAUAAAGAGAUCUACAGAGGAAAAUCACUUGUUGGAAUGAAAAAGACUCUUGUUUUCUAUAAGGGUAGAGCCCCAAAAGGAGAGAAAACUAACUGGGUUAUGCAUGAAUACAGAUUAGAGGGUAAAUUCUCUGUCCACAACCUGCCCAAAACUGCAAAGAAUGAAUGGGUCAUUUGCAGGGUAUUUCAAAAGAGUUCUGGUGGGAAAAAGACCCAUAUUUCAGGAUUAGUGAGAUUAGGCUCUUUUGGUAAUGAAUUGGGUAAUUCUGGAUUACCACCAUUAAUGGAUUCUUCACCCUACAGUGUCAAGACUAGUAAACCAGUAGCUGAAUCGGCUUACGUGCCCUGCUUCUCCAAUACCAUUGAUGUUCAAAGAAACAACCAACAAGAAUCCAUUGAUAGUUUCAACAAUAAUUAUUUUGCUGUUUCUUCAAAUCCUUCUGAUGUUUUUGCAAGGAUUCCAAUUCAAAACUCAUUCUACUCUGCUCAAAAUAUUCCAAUAUCAGGAAAUUUGCAAUAUCCAAGUUCUGGUUUAAUGCAAGACCACUCGAUUUUAAGGGCCUUAAUUGAAAAUCAAGGGUCUAACUUGAAACAGAUUUUCAAAACAGAAAGGGAUCAAAUGGUUACUGCCUCACAAGAAACAGGGCUUUCUAAUGAUAUGAACACCGAAAUAUCUUCUGUCAUUUCAAACCUUGAAAUGGGUAAGAGGUCAUUUGAUGAUCAAGAAGCUCCUUCUACUUCUGCUUGUCCGGUUGAUCUCGAUUGUCUUUGGAGUUACUGAAACAUAAAAAGAAAAGAAGAAGAAGAAGAAGAAGAAGAGAAUUUUAGAUAAUAUUAUUAUUUUGAAAAAGAAGGUGUGGCUCUGUGUAUAGAUUUAAUUUUUAUUGAUCCAAUGGAAAAAUUAAAAAAAAAAAAAAAUGAAGCAUAUAACUAUUAUUGUUAUUACAAGUAUUGUAAGAAAUUACUACAAGAACAGUUUUUUAACUGUUUUUCAAUCUAAAUUUGUUUAGGGGUGUGAUUUCUAUUGGCAUAAUUAUUGUCAAAUUGCUUGAAUCCAAAA
Molecule: messenger RNA, 1788 nt
Organism: Jatropha curcas
Lineage: Eukaryota; Viridiplantae; Streptophyta; Magnoliopsida; Malpighiales; Euphorbiaceae
Gene: NAC100
Product: NAC domain containing protein 100
Biological process (GO): regulation of DNA-templated transcription
Molecular function (GO): DNA binding
Source: RefSeq, a predicted model, not a curated record